Meloidogyne enterolobii is the source of this 1281-nucleotide messenger RNA. Lineage: Eukaryota; Metazoa; Nematoda; Chromadorea; Rhabditida; Meloidogynidae. The record is from the annotation of a GenBank genome assembly.
AUGACUGGAUUUUUUACUACAAAUUGUUUUGAUAAUGAAAGUGAUCCUAAUUUUAUUUUACAUGAACAAGUUGAGGAAUAUUUAAAUAACCCUUCUAAAAAGCUUAAAAAAAUAUUUUUUAAUUUUUCUUUUUUGAAGGAAGAAAGAAAUUGGAUUUAUAUUCACUUUCAAGGAUAUCCAUAUUUAAUUAUUGGAUUACCUGGUUUAUUCCUUACUUCAUUACUUUCAAUAGCUUUAAGUCUUUCAAUUUUCCAAAAACAAAAUCGACUUAGAAAACGUCGACGGUUUGGAAAUAAAUUUUAUAUUUUGUUGUUAAAUAGAACAAUUGGGGAUUUAUUUGCCUGUUUAACAUCUUUAAUGAUUUCAAUAUAUACAAUAAUGUUUCCAGGAAAUAUUAAUACAAAAAUAAUGCAAUUAUUAAAUGUUUGUUUAAUUGGCUGUUUUUGGUCAACAAUGAUUACUUAUGUCUCUAUUUCUCUUUUAAAACUUUUUGGAGUUGCCUAUCCACUUAAAUAUCGUCAAAAAGUUUCAAGAAAAACUUGUAUUAGAAUUGUUCAAAUAAAUUGGGUAAUUAUUUUGUUAAUGAUUUUAUUGUCUUAUUUAAUUUAUUUAAUUGUUUAUAUUCCUUCUUUGAGUAAAUGGACAGGUUGUAGAGCAGAGACUUGCCUUCAAUUUUUUGUUUAUCAACCAAGAAAUUUUCUUAUUUCAAAUACUUAUUUAUUUACAAUUAGUUGUACUUUAAUUGCUGUUAUAUUUAUUCAUCAUCAAAAUAUCAAAGUUGAAUUAAUUUCAACAACAAAAACAAUUUCUUUUAAAAAUUCAAGUCCUUCAACAAACGAAAAUAUUUCAAAUAAAUGGAAUCAACUUACAAAUUCUUUAAAUAUUAAAAAUAAACAAAGUGCUCGUCGUUUACCUUUAGCUCCUUUAAUUACUGGACUAAUUACUUUUACAAUUUUUCAUGCUCCAUAUGCUUUAUUUGCAAUAUAUUUAACACCAAUAUUUACUGAUUUAUGUUUUUAUUUAAUUAAUUAUCGACUUGUCCAACGUUAUUUGGGUAUAGUUAGAUGUUGUGUUUUGUUAAGAAUUUGUUUGGAUGCAAUUUUGGCUUUUGGAACUGAUAAAGAAUUAAGUAAAAUAAUUAUUGGAAUUGUUAAAGAAGGAGAAGAUGAAGAGGAAGGAGGAUUUGAUAGUAGUAGUAGAAGUAGAAUAAAUACAAUUAAUAGUUUUGUGGUAAAUAUUAAUGAAAGAAAAAAUAUUAAAAAUAAAGAAGAAAAUAAAUAA